ACCUUGCUCCUGCUGCCAACACGGCGCAACCGCUGGAACCUCACCCGCGAGCUUUGCCCGCCCUGUAUCCGUAAUCUGACGAAGCUCCCGUCUACUUAGCGUGACUUGGUACUUGUCUGGCGGCCGGCUUGCGCGCCUCUGUCGCUCGCGCCUCUCGAGGCCUAGAAAGCUCGUGGCAUCCCGCCGCUCGAGUCGCAGCCGUUGUCUCCCGUCGCUGGUACAAGAAGUAGUGGCAUCACUACCCUUCAAUCAGUCACCUCGGCCGCGUCGCUCUGCCCUCCCAUCCCAUCCCAGCAACCUGACCCGGCUCAACGCCCUCACACCUUCGAGCCUUCACCAUGCUUACCUUUAGUCACCUCAACGCCGACAGCUUCGAGUCGCACCUCAAGGCUGGUCGCAAGCGCCCUCGGGUACGUGAAGCUGUCUCGUGCUGGCAGUGUCGCACCCGCAAAAUCCGCUGCGACCGCGAGUUGCCGUGCAAGCAAUGCCAGGACCGCGGAGUCCCCCACGACUGUAUCUACGGCUCCUCCAAGGACCAGCACCUCUCCCCACAGCCUCCCGCCUCGCGUGUCUCCAAGAGAUCCACUCCGGCUUCAUCUCGCCAGAAUAGCCCGGCGUAUUCUCGUCCGAACACCCCGUCCCUGUCUCGCCAAAAUUCCCCACAACCUCCCCCGAUCCAGAUCCACACGCCCCCUGACAGCUCCUCCUCUCGCGGAGAGACUCCCGAGCCGGCAUCGGGUAUUGAGAUUCGGGAGCCGCCCUUUGCGUCAAUCGGCAAUGCAUUCCAGGGCUCCACUUUCAAGACCCGCAUGGUCGGCCUGAGCCACUGGAUGGCGCCCUGCAACGAGAUGACGGUUGUCAAGGCCAUGCUGGACCACUCUGACGAGUUCCAGACUAGCCGCAAGUCCUUCGGCGAGCUCAAGUCGUUACUUCGUGCCCGCAACGCAAUCCCGGCGCCCAUGCCCUCGGGCAUGUCCGAGAGCAGCAGUCUGCGGAGUCUGCUCCCACCGCGGCACGAGUGUGAGGGGUGGAUGGCCCAGUACCGUCGGACCUAUGGCCGCAUUUACAGAGUUCUCGAGCCAGAUGUCAUGGCAAGCGAGUUCGAUCGGAUAUGCGCAGGGACCCUCGACAACCCGGUCCACAUCUGCAAGAUCCUCUUGGUGACCGCCAUAGCCAUGCAGAACGACGAGUCGGAACGGCUUCACGGUCGACGGAUAGCAAGACAGGUGGAAGACUGCAUCCACAACUCGCCCCGCUUUCAGAAGCCGUGCGUCGGUGUGGUGCAAGUUCUGCUCCUCCUCUCCAUCAUGAAGACCAUCUCGGCCUCCGACAAUGACAAGAUCUACGAAGCAAUGGCCCUUCAGGGGCUCACAAGCCAGAUCAUCUCGAGCAUGGGUCUCCACAAGAACCCCGCUUAUUUUUCAGAGGUCACUCCCUACUAUGCCGAGAUCAGGAAGCGUCUCUGGUCGUGUUUCCUGCGGCUCAACUUGGAAUACUGCGUCCGCAGCGGAACGCAGUGCAACCUUCGCCUCAAGGAGAGCGACUGCCCGUUGCCCACGUUGACAAACCUGCGGGCUCUCAACCCAGAUCCGGCCGCCCAAGGUUAUGAGCUCGAGUCUGACAAGCAGAUGGAAGCUGACUUGGCAUUUGGCAUUGCCUCCGCAAAGCUAGCCAGGAUCGUUGCGCCCGUGUACCAGGGCCUCUACUCGCCGAAUCCCAAGACAACGCGGCUGCAGAGCGAGAUCCGGGCUUCCUUCAGUUCGCUCCUGGCCGAGCUCCCUGCCGGCUUGAAGCCUGGCGCCCAAACCUUUGAUCCGGUUGAGGAAGUACAGCAGUCCUUGAUUUCGAUCCCGAUGCACAGCUUCUUGACCAUACUCUCCUUUGGAAAGGCGGCGAGCGAUCCCGCCGACUCGUCGCAGCGCAGCCAUCUCAUGGAGAUCUGGGACGACGCGACGUCGGUCUUGCAUCAGUUCGAGAAGAUUUGCUCGACUUCGCAAGACACUACCAACAUGGCCUGCCAUCUACUCUGGACAGAUGCAGGGCGAGCUGCUCUGACAUCAUGUUUCAUCAUCGGCCGUCUCCGUCGGCUGGACCUCCGCCGGAUCAUACCACACCCACAGCAUACGUCGUGUGUGUUCCAGCAGCUCCUGACAAAGGCCCUCUUGCUUUUAACCCAGCUCUGGCAGAGCAGAUUCCACCAGGGGCCCGUAGCAGCCAAGAUGAAUCUCAUCUUAGCCGUCAGCCUAGAUGUUACAUGCAAUCUGUCCUCGCCCAACCACAGUUCCCCCAGCACGCAGCAGAGGCUAGUGGAGCAGGGCGUUGCAACCGCCGAACGGCUAAUUGCUGACAUGAAGCUCACCCUGCAGCCACAAUGUCAGCAGCCGCCCCCCAUACCCGCCGAUCUGGUUACCACACCCUCUUCGGUCCUGCCGAGCCCGGGCUCGAGCAUGUUCUCUGCUUGGCCUGCGGAGAGGAUGACGUUUCUAGGCCACUCCGAGACAUCAUCUAGUGCGGGCAGCACGCCGUUCUUGGAUCAUGACUUCAUGCCUCUUGAUUUUCCAACCGAUGUUUCAUUCAGUUCAUUCAUGUCCAACUUCAGCUUCUCAACAGACCCAACUGGAGGCAUGGGCCUAGAUGACCCCACCCUAGCACCCUUUGACGAUUCACCCAUGGAAUCGCUCUGGGAAUAGUGAUACCCCGUCAUAUGCAGACGUCUUUUAGUUUACUCUUCUACCUUUCUACCAAUGUUUCACAUUCUCCCUCUCUCUUCUUUCCUUACUAGCACGCUUUUGAUAUCCAGUGCAAUGCGAUUGGUAGAGGUGAAUGCAAGGACACAAUAGCGCUUGAGUGUUUGGGCGGCGCGCAAUGUAUUUCACCAUGGUUAGUGGUUAUCUUUGUCCCUAGAACUACUGACUGCCUGUAUCCAUCUAGAUUAUAAGAUCCCGAUGAAAGAG
Molecule: messenger RNA, 2954 nt
Organism: Lasiosphaeria miniovina
Lineage: Eukaryota; Fungi; Ascomycota; Sordariomycetes; Sordariales; Lasiosphaeriaceae
Exons: 1
Coding region: 339-2690 (783 amino acids)
Biological process (GO): regulation of DNA-templated transcription; DNA-templated transcription
Molecular function (GO): DNA-binding transcription factor activity, RNA polymerase II-specific; zinc ion binding; DNA binding
Source: RefSeq, a predicted model, not a curated record